UGGCUCACGUUGCCAUACCUGGUCUGGUGUGGCAUCUUUGAACAUGUCGCAGCGGCGCUCCAUGAUCCUGAUGCGCGUCGAGAAGACGUCGCAGAGGCAUCUGAUACGCUCCUGUCGGCAGCGCGUGCUGCGAAGGUCUUCACCGAGCCGGCAUUGACUGCGCUUUACAAGAUAGUCAGCUUGUCGCCCUCUUCUGCACCUCGCCUGUUGCAGAAGAUCACGUUGCCAUGUGAUGCGACGUCUUUCAAUUAUCGACUAAAAGUCGAGAGCGUACGGAUGGAGGUUGGCGAGACAUUGGGCAAAAAGCUCGGGGGCAACUACUUGGAUCUGAAGGCUCUCGUUCAGAACCUACCCAGGUUGCAACAUGUCGACUUGUUCUUUGAAAAAGACGGGGCGCCGUUUCGUGAGCUAGAUAUCCCGAGCCGCUGGAAAUAUUCCGACGAGCUCUUCAGCGCUCUGGAGCCGCUCCCGAACGGCGACGCGGAUGCUGGCGACAAGACAAACUAUACACAACUGAGAAGCUGGACGUGGAGUUCCCGCCUGGCCGCGGAAUCUUGCAAGUUGGAGAAGCUCCAUGAAGUGCAUCGCACGCCGCCUUUCUCAACCUUGCGCAAGAUCACGUUCAUCAACUAUCAAUUACCAUCAUUGAACAGCCGAGCUAAGGACCCUGCUGAGAUUAUGGCGAUGGAUGAGCCCGUCACCAAGAAAAUGGCGGCUGCCAUCAAGGCCUUGCCACGAUUGGAACAUCUUGUGCUGCAAUCAUCCACGGUCGCUAAUGCCGCUUUGUUGGAACUCCUGCCCAAGAAUCUCAAGCAACUCGAGCUGAUCAAUUGCUGGGAUGUCGAAUCUGAGCACUUGACCGCUUUCCUGAUCACGCAUGGCCAUUCCUUGGAACGGCUUACACUGAACCACUGUCAGUCGCUGAGUCUAGGCUUCUUGCCCGUUCUCGGCUCUGCUUGUCCCAACUUGACGCAUCUGAACAUGGAUCUGCAAUAUUUUCGACACCAUGAGUACUACGAUGACUCGGAGCCCAACUACGAGACUUUGCUCAAUAAGGACCAAGUUCCAGUGUGGCCUUCCACAAUACAAUGCAUCGACAUUCAGCAUUUGCAUCAUUGGGACAUUGAUGCUGCCAGCAUGUUCUUCCAAAGCCUUGAGGACAGUGCUCUCCGCAUGCCCAAUCUUCGUCGGCUUGCAUUAAAGGCGACACUCAAUGUUCCCUUCCGACAACGGGCUGAGUUCAGGGAGUACUGGGUUGAGCGGAUGUCGUACAUCUUCCAACGACCAAAUUCGGAUCCCAAACCCGUUCUCCGAGCAAAGGCCCCCGUCGUAUCUCCGCAGCGCGAUGGGCGCUCCUCAGUGUCGGGGGGCAAUGCAAAAACUUGGAAGUUUUCCACCACUCCCGCACGGAGAAGCACCAGGAUUGCGGAUUUAACUCUGAGCCCCGUUUCGCCACAUGAGGAAGACGUAAUUGUGAGUGGAAGAGAACACGCACGAACUAGACAGCUGGCAAAGGAAGCAAAACACCUUAGGCUCCGUACAACUAGGAGGGGUAAUGAGGCGGAUGACGAAGACAGCGGGGACGAACUGGCUGCGACGCCUCUCAGCAACGAUUCGGACAAUGAGCCUGUGCACAGACAGCUCCUAUGUAAUCUCGUCGAUGUACAAAUUGACAACCAAAAACCGACAGAGCGCCGAUAUGGGAUGGAGGACUUUCUUGACUCGCCCAACGCGUCAGACGACGAGUGGAAUGGCCGUGAUGACCCUGACAUU
Molecule: messenger RNA, 1773 nt
Organism: Pseudomassariella vexata
Lineage: Eukaryota; Fungi; Ascomycota; Sordariomycetes; Amphisphaeriales; Pseudomassariaceae
Exons: 1
Source: RefSeq, a predicted model, not a curated record